Molecule: messenger RNA, 2064 nt
Organism: Lindgomyces ingoldianus
Lineage: Eukaryota; Fungi; Ascomycota; Dothideomycetes; Pleosporales; Lindgomycetaceae
Product: FAD/NAD(P)-binding domain-containing protein
Exons: 2
Molecular function (GO): monooxygenase activity; flavin adenine dinucleotide binding
Source: RefSeq, a predicted model, not a curated record
CUAGAAAAUGCAAGAAUUCCGAGCGCCUUCACUUGGAAGAGGAGUAAUGCAUGACCGAGUACCUUCCUUUCACUUUCUUUAAAGGCGAGGUCUAGCAAAGAAACUAGGAACGCAACAAGGACUGGUUUAAUCUCACUACGUUCCUGCAAUUAAUUUCUAUACAACAACGGCUUUAAGGUCUUCAAGAGGUCAAAAAUGGCUCCCCCUACUAGCGCCCUCCCUUCCAAAGACCGGGUCGAGCCGGGCUCCGUCAACAUUCCAUUGGGCGACUUCCCCGCAUCCGCUUCAACUACCGACGUCGAUGCAAAUGCGGUCGCACAGAACACCACCGACGCCAUCAACACCGCUCUUCAAAUCAAAGACACAACAAAAUUCUCCUCUCUAUUCCUUGAGGGAAAGUCUUACUACCGUGACCACCUUGCUCUCACGUGGUCUCUGCGAACGCUGAAAGGCCGCAGUCAAAUUGCGGAAUAUCUGCAGGCUAGCAAAACGCCCCUACAGUCGAUUCAAAUCGAUAAAUCCAGCGAUUUUAGGGCCCCGCAUUAUGGGCCUAUCGAUGCGUGGGGCGAUGUCAACGGGAUUCAAUUCUUUAUCACUUUUGAGACAGGGCUUGGCAAGGGGAGGGGAGUUGUGAAUUUGGCCGAGGAGAAUGGCGAGUGGAAGAUUUUCACAAUGUUCACUGCUUUGGAGGAACUUAAAGGGUUUGAAGAGCCGACGGGAAGUAGGAGAUCGAAAGGCGUUGAGCAUGGCGGGAAUCCGGAGAGGAAGAACUGGAAGGAAAAGAGGGAGGCUGAAGGGAGGUUUGAGGAUAUGGAGCCUAAAGUGUUGAUUAUCGGUGCCGGCCAAGGCGGCCUCACAGUCUCCGCGCGCCUCAAAAUGCUCAACAUCCCCUCCCUUAUCAUAGACAGCAAUGCGCGUGUCGGCGAUAACUGGCGUAAACGGUAUCACCAGCUAGUCCUACACGACCCGGUCUGGUACGAUCAUAUGCCAUACGUCCCGUUUCCGCCUCACUGGCCUAUCUUCACGCCCAAGGACAAACUCGCGGAGUUCUUCGAAUCCUACGUUAAACUGCUCGAACUUAAUGUUUGGACCUCUACAACCAUAAAAUCUUCGUCUUGGGACGAGGGCAAGAAGCAAUGGACUAUAAGCCUCGAAACGACGAAACUAGACGGCACAAGCACAACCCGCACUCUCCACCCCGCACACUUAAUCCUCGCAACUGGCCACUCCGGCAAACCUAACAUGCCAUCCAUCCCCGGCCUCUCCUCCUUUAAUGGCACACGCCUCUGCCACAGUUCCGAGUUCCCUGGCGCGAAUCCAGCGUCCAAAGGCAAGAAUGCAAUCGUCGUCGGAUCCUGCAAUUCCGGCCACGACAUCGCGCAGGAUUUCUACGAAAAGGGAUACCACGUCACCAUGGUCCAACGGUCUACAACCUGCGUAAUUUCCUCCUCGGCAAUCACUGAUAUUGGACUGAAGGGACUGUACGAUGAAUCCGGUCCACCAGUCGAAGACGCAGAUCUGUUUCUUUGGGGCGUGCCUAGUGAGCUGUUUAAAGCGCAGCAAGUCAAGCUUACGAAAGUGCAGAACAAAGCCGAUGAAGCGAUUCUCACGGGGUUGAAGAAAGCUGGGUUUGGAUUGGACAAUGGACCGGAUGACUCUGGAUUGUUGAUGAAAUACUUCAUGCGUGGUGGGGGGUACUACAUCGAUGUCGGGUGCUCAGCACUCAUUGCCUCCAAGGCCAUCGCUAUCAAAUCUGGCCAAGAAAUUGCUGAGGUGUUACCGCAUGGUCUGCGAUUCGCGGAUGGGGAGACGUUGGAGGCGGAUGAGAUUGUGUUUGCCACUGGGUAUCAGAAUAUGCGGUCGCAGGCGCGCGUUAUUCUGGGAGAUGAGGUGGCGGAUCGUGUGGGGGAUGUCUGGGGGUUUAAUGAGGAGGGCGAGUUUAGAACGAUUUGGCAGAGGAGUGGGCAUAGGGGACUGUGGUUUAUGGGCGGGAAUUUAGCGCUUGCGAGGUAUUAUUCGAGGAUGUUGGCGCUGUCGAUUAAAGGGGUUGAAGAGGGGUUAGUG